AUGCCCAAUUUUACUGAUGUGACUGAAUUUGUUCUUUUGGGAUUAACUAAUCAGCCUGGAUUGCAAGUCCUUUUCUUUGUGGUUUUUUUACUGGUCUACAUUAUCACCCUGAUUGGGAAUAUUGGUAUGAUCAUAUUAAUCAGGAUCAGUCCCAAGCUCAACAGCCCCAUGUAUUUUUUCCUCAGUCACUUGUCUUUUGCAGAUGUGUGGUUCUCCUCUAAUGUCACUCCUAAAAUGUUAGAAAAUUUGCUGUCUGAAACCAAAACCAUUUCCUACCCUGGUUGUAUAGUGCAGUGUUUUUUAUUCACUGCUUUUGUCCACGUAGAAGUCUUUAUCCUUGCUGUGAUGGCCUUUGAUAGAUACAUGGCAAUUGGCAACCCUCUGCUCUACGGCAGCAGAAUUUCAAGGACUGUCUGUAUUCGAUUGAUCUCUUUCCCUUACAUAUAUGGCUUCUUUAUCAGUUUGAUCUCCACCUUAUGGACUCAUGGUUUGUACUUCUGUGGGAAUAUUGAGAUCAACCAUUUCUACUGUGCAGACCCAGCUCUCAUCAAAAUUGCCUGUGCAGGAACCUUCAUUAAAUAAUACACCAUGCGCACAUUGGCAGGUAUCAACUUCUCUUAUUCUUUAUUAGUCAUUGUCAUCUCCUACAUAUUUAUCCUUAUUGCUAUCCUAAGAAUGCGCUCAGCAAAAGGAAGAAAAAAAGCCUUCUCCACAUGUGGAUCCCAUUUGACAGCUGUCACUAUAUUUUAUGGAACUCUCUUCUUCAUGUAUCUUAGAAGUCCAACUGAAGAGUCUGUGGAACAGGGAAAAAUGGUGGCUGUGUUUUACGCCACAGUAAUUCCUAUGUUGAAUCCCAUGAUCUACAGUCUCAGGAACAAAGAUGUAAAGGAGGCUGCAAGCAUAGCAACCAGUAGAACAUUUUUGACUAUAUACAAUAGAAACUUAUAA
Equus caballus (horse) is the source of this 948-nucleotide messenger RNA. Lineage: Eukaryota; Metazoa; Chordata; Mammalia; Perissodactyla; Equidae. The record is from RefSeq and is a predicted model, not a curated record.